Podarcis muralis (Common wall lizard) is the source of this 2680-nucleotide messenger RNA. RefSeq names its product CDC like kinase 4 (gene CLK4). Gene Ontology annotation, biological process: peptidyl-tyrosine phosphorylation; regulation of RNA splicing. Gene Ontology annotation, molecular function: protein serine/threonine kinase activity; DNA binding; ATP binding. NCBI's taxonomy places the organism in Eukaryota, Metazoa, Chordata, Lepidosauria, Squamata, Lacertidae. The record is from RefSeq and is a predicted model, not a curated record. Gene Ontology annotation, cellular component: nucleus.
CGAGGGAGAAGGAGAGGGAGAGGAGGGAAGCCGCCAUUUUGUUUGUUUGCGGACGGAAGAAGACACGUUUAUCCUUCGCAGCUCGCCAUUGAGCAUGAAGCACUCAAAGCCAACGCAGUGCUCUGGGCAGGGUGAAAGAAGGAGCUGGGAUGAAGAAAAGAGCACACAUAGCCAAAAACGCAGGCGGAAGUCACAUAGCAGUGAAAGAGAAGGCAGAUGCUAUAAAUCACUUAAAAGUGCCAACAGCAGCUACUUGGAAGAUAGAUCCAUAACUAGGAGAGACCGUCAUGACCGAAGAUAUGUUGAGGAGUAUAUAAAUGACUUCCGUGAUGUAGAUGACUAUAAGCAUUGCAGAGAGUAUGAAAAGAGUCGCCAACAUCAUUUUAGCAAAUCCUCUGGUCAAAGUGGGAAAAGUAGUCAUAAAAGAAAGCAUAAGAAACAUGACCCCCAUGACAGCUUGUAUUCGAAGAGUCACCGAAGGAAAAGAUCCAGGAGUGUAGAGGAUGAGGAGGGUCACCUGAUCUGUCAAAGUGGAGACGUACUAAGAGCAAGAUAUGAAAUUAUUUCAACAUUAGGGGAAGGUGCUUUUGGAAAAGUUGUAGAAUGCAUUGAUCAUCACAUGAAAGGGAUGCAUGUAGCUAUAAAAAUUGUGAAAAGUGUUGGUAGAUACCGAGAAGCAGCUCGUUCAGAAAUUCAGGUAUUGGAGCACUUAAAUGCCUUGGAUCCUGGCAGCAGAUUCUGUUGUGUACAGAUGCUGGAAUCGUUUGAACAUCAUGGCCAUGUUUGCAUUGUAUUUGAGCUGCUGGGACUCAGUACUUACGACUUUAUUAAAGAAAAUAGCUUUUUGCCUUUUCCUAUUGAACUUAUUAGGAAGAUGGCUUAUCAGAUUUGUCAUUCUAUAAACUUCUUGCAUCACAAUAAGUUGACUCAUACAGAUCUGAAACCUGAAAAUAUUUUAUUUGUAGAAUCUGAUUAUAUAGUAAAGUAUAAUUCUAAAAUGAGGCGGGAUGAACGGACACUGAAAAAUACAGAUAUUAAAAUUGUAGACUUUGGAAGUGCAACAUAUGACAAUGAACAUCAUAGCACUUUAGUGUCUACAAGGCACUACAGAGCACCUGAAGUUAUAUUAGCACUUGGGUGGUCCCAACCCUGUGAUGUCUGGAGCAUAGGGUGCAUUCUGAUUGAAUAUUACCUUGGUUUUACAGUCUUUCAGACACAUGAUAGUAAGGAACAUCUGGCAAUGAUGGAGAGGAUACUAGGACCUUUACCCACACACAUGAUUAAAAAAUCAAGGAAACGCUACUUCCACCAUGACCAGUUGGACUGGGAUGAACAUAGUUCUGCAGGUCGCUAUGUUAGGAGGCGGUGUAAACCACUAAAGGAAUUCAUGCACUCCCAUGAUAAAGACCAUAAAAAUCUUUUUGACCUUAUUCGUAGGAUGUUGGAGUAUGACCCUGUCAAGAGAAUUACUCUAGAUGAAGCCCUGGAGCAUCAUUUUUUUGACCCUUUAAAAAAUAGAUAAACUCAUUUUAUCUAUCUUCCUCCAAAGAGACGAUAAGACUGUGUCACUUAACAACAUAAUGUGAGAAGAUGUAAAUAAUAAAUUAUUUUUUCAAUUUAUUUUGUAAAUAUUACCAUAAUUUUUUUGUAUCGAUGUUGUGGCUCUCUUGUUGAACAGUUGUGGUAUUACUGAUCACGGAUGCAUUAAUGUACACAUUAAAUUUUUUCAUUUUCUACAAGUGAUUGCACUUUUUUGAAUUGAGGCAACUAUUGAUAUUUUGAAGACUGUAACAUGGUUAAACAUUGUUGGACCAUUUUAAUACCGAGUGUUUUUAGGAUUGAAGUCAGUGUUUGUGAAAGGUCCUUUUUUAGGUUCAAUGUUUCCUUAAAUUGUUGUGUUUAGGCAGGUUUAAAAUUUUAUUAACCUUUUAAAAUACUACAGUAUUUGAAAUGAGAUCUAGUUUGAUUGCCUGCCUGUCAUUUUAUUUUUCAGAAUAUAUUUACCAGCCAUUUUAAUUAAUGAGUGCAUUGUUUCCCCAUUUUUAUUAAGCUGAUUUGUAAAAUCUACUUUAUUUCAUUCGGGAGGGGAGAUAUUAAAGACAGUUGAAAAGUAAAAGCAUUGUAUUAAUUGGGUGAAAUCUAGUGGUGUUCACGUGUGAGCAUUCACACUUCCACUCAUGUAAUGGGACUUCCCCUUUUUCUUCAUGCCUACAGAAUCAGCUCACAGGAAUCUGAUCCUCUGGAGCAGAUUUGGUGGGGUCAGCUGCAGGGGGAGGAAAGGAAAGUCCAGUUGUGCAAGCAAAACUUCACUUGUCCACUGUUGGAUUUCACCAAUUGUCCUUAUGAAUGUGAUUGUUUAUGGUAGGCAGAUUGUGCUCUCGGUGCUUGAAUAUUGGGGGGUGUGGAUAAAAAGCCAUGCUUUACCUUUGCCAAAAAUUGCUAGAUAAUUCUACUUCCUGGUCUGCUAAGGAGACCAGAAAUUGCAGCUAGCGAUAUUAUUCACAUUUUCAUUAUCAACUUUAAAGUAGCAUGUGUCUCAGCAUUGACUCUUUUAAUACUAUAUUUAAGGUCUGUUACAGCAUUUGGAUUUAUGUAAUGAGCCUUGUAACAUGAUGUUUAACAUCCUGUAUAGUAACUGCAAUCCAAGGAAAAGUAAUAAUAAAUGUACUUACUACACGUA